GCUAGACGAACGCCAUCGGAAGCCAACCUUCCUUCGCAUCUUUUAAAAAGCGUCAAGAGGCUGACUCCCAAAGAACAUUAGCAUUUUAUUCAGCUUUUCCAUCGAAUUCUGAAAUAACUGACAGGCGGAAGAAGAAGAAGAGGAACCAGAUCGUCUAGUAAUCGGCUGGAAAUGGCGGGAUGGACGGGAAAAAGGGUCAACGUUGCGUUUUCCAAGCCAGAGGAACCAGCCUUCUUGAAGAGGUUCAAAGAACGUGUUGGGUACAAGGAAGAUCAAGGGAUGUCGGAUAAGUUUGCAAAGAUGCCUGAAGCGACGGACGAGGAUCUCGAAGACAAAGACGACGAACUUCCUCAGGUUGUGAGUUUAAGGUCUGGAGACUUGACGCAGGAAGAGUAUGACCAACUGCGCUCAGAGGGGAAACUGGACAAACUCCUGGAGGAAGGGGAGGGCGAAGUUCAGGGGCCAAAAACAAGAGAAGAAGCGGAGGCACCAGCUGACGGAAAGAUAAUUUUCCGCAAGCCGGUGAAGAGAAGCGGAGACGAAAAGGAUGGAAAGGGUACGGAGAAGAAACAAAAAGGAGAGGAUAAGAGCGAGAAGCGGGAGAAGAAGAGCAAAAAGGAGAAGGAGAAAGAAUUAAAGAAGAUUAAACUUUUAUCCUUCAACGAAGAUGAGGAAGAAGAGGAUUGAUGAAUUUUUUUUUUUCCUUUUUUUUUUUUUUUUUGCUACUCUCGGUUAUUGUUAUUAUUAUUUUUUUUUCUUUGUUUGGCUGAACAAUUUGUAAAACAUAUUGUUAAAUAUUUUUAUAGAAAUAAACUGGAUUAAUGUCA
Messenger RNA from Penaeus monodon (black tiger shrimp), 827 nucleotides. RefSeq lists its product as uncharacterized. The record is from RefSeq and is a predicted model, not a curated record. The coding region runs from base 172 to 687 and encodes 171 amino acids. NCBI's taxonomy places the organism in Eukaryota, Metazoa, Arthropoda, Malacostraca, Decapoda, Penaeidae. The transcript is spliced from 4 exons.